CAAACCUUCGAUCUCAUAGACCCAGAGACUGACUGUGAGUUGCGUCCUGAGGUAACAACUUGCACUACCACCCUAUCAAAAGGCCAGUUUAAUAGUGCCAGAUUUGAAAGGUUUUCAAGUUGGAAGGUGCUGCAAAAGGCUAUUGCCAAACUCCAACAUAUAGCUCAAUCAUUCAAGAACAACUCUGAGGUUUCCUGUCGUGGCUGGCACAACUGCAACAAACAUUUAACUGAAAAGUCACUGCAACUAGCCAAGACCACGAUCAUUCGCACCGUUCAAAGAGAGGUCUUCGCAGAAGAUAUUGGAUGCAUUGAAAAAGGCACAGCUCUAAAAAACUCAAGUCCACUCAGCAAACUGAAUCCAUUUGUUGACACGCAAGGGCUCCUUAAAGUUGGAGGCCGACUAAAGAAAGCACAGUUGUCUGCAGAAGAAACCAAUCCCAUACUCGUCCCUGGAAAGCAUCAUCUUGCUCAGCUCAUAAUAAGACACUUUCACGAAAAAUUAUGUCACCAGGGAAGGCAUUUCACGGAGGGAGCAGUCAGAGCAGGGGGCUUUUGGAUUGUGGGAGGAAAAAGAGCAGUAAGCAGUGUGAUUUUCAAGUGCAUCACAUGCCGCAAAUUAAGGGGCAGGCAACCUGAACAGAUCAUGGCUGAGCUACCUGAAGACAGGCUGUCCACGGACCCUCCUUUCACAAAUGUAGGCCUUGAUGUGUUCGGUCCCUGGUCCGUUACAGUGAGAAAAACGCGUGGUGCUAAUGCAGAUGCUAAAAGAUGGGCAGUCAUAUUCACCUGCAUGAGUACACGUGCAAUUCAUAUUGAAGUGAUUGAGUCAAUGGACACAUCGUCAUUCAUUAAUGCACUGCGUCGUUUCUUUGCCAUCCGAGGUGGUGCCAAACUCUUGAGAUCUGAUUGUGGGACAAAUUUUGUGAGUGCCUGCAAAGAGCUCCAAAUAGACAAACUAGGCUGUCACAAUGACAAAAUAGGCACAUUCUUGAAAGACAGUGCGUGCAAAUGGCAGUUUAAUCCUCCACAUGCAUCCCAUAUGGCUGGUUCCUGGGAACGCAUGAUCGGCGUCACCCGAAAAAUCCUCAAUGCAAUGCUCCUUGAACAUCCAUAUGGGAAGCUCACACAUGAAGUACUCGUAACAUUGUUAGCUGAAGUUACCGCAAUUGUAAAUGCCCGUCCGCUAACAGCCGUUUCUACAGAUCCCGAAAACCCAGUCAUUCUUACUCCUGCGAUGCUACUCACGCAAAAGGUUGGCACACCACCGAUUCCACCAGGGCAGUUUCAGACCAGUGACCUAUUCAAAGCCCAAUGGAAGCGCGUGCAGUACUUAGCUAAUGUUUUCUGGAGUCGUUGGCAGAAAGAAUACAUCGCAGGCUUGCAGGUUCGUCGCAAGUGGAAAAUAAAAAAGCCGAACCUUCAAAUGGGCGACGUUGUUUUAAUGAGGGAGUCUCUGGAACAUAGGAAUAAUUGGCCACUCGGACUGAUCACAAAAUCUUUCCCAAGUGAGGACGGUAAUGUCAGAAAAGUUGAGGUUAAGAUUUGCCGAAACGGCGAGAAUAGGUUUUACAUUCGCCCAAUUCGUGAAGUUGUGCUUUUGCUGUCUAAGGGUAGCAUGUAAAACGAGUUGUUGUUGUGUAUCGUUCAUUAGUUAAGAGCUGACAUCUUGCAGAUGUCAGGCGGGGAGUGUUAUGUCCUCUGGUCUUAUGUUGACUACUUUUUGGGUUUAAUUUCUUUCUAAGAUUGUACAUUGUUCAUCCGUCCACAGGAUGUCGCUAUUCUAACUCAGAAUCUUAAGUUUUUCUUUGGUAUUGCUGUUUGCGCUCGGCUUCCCCUAGUGGCGACUUGCUGUAAGCAGCAGGCAGAAAGAACUUUUUAUUUCAGUUGGAAAAGAGGCCUUGAGGUGUUAAGACGUUACACACCUCCUCUGCACCAUACAUCGUUGGGAACCCUUGACAAAACAAAAUCUUUUUACCACACACACGCACACACGUUGACACAAAGAAAUAAAUGAGAGGAAGGAGUUCGGGCCUCCAAGUUUCUUUGUCGGUUUAGCUCGCUGCCAAAGUCGAGUAGCCAUACGCUCGGCUGAGGGCAGAAGACUCGUCGUCCGCUCGCCAUUACGAACACAUCUGCAGUCACACAUAAAGAUAUUGUAAUGGCACAGAAUGGGGAAAUAGGAAGGAGAGGAGUCGGUGAUGACGUUCCCAAUUUAUUGUUGGUGGCAACCAUAGAAAUAAUAAACAAAAUAACAGCGGCAUCUGCAACAUGCUAACUUCGCUCUCACGCCGUACGCUCUCUCCUCCUUGCUUCCCGCUACGUCACUACUCUGCCAUCUGAUGGCCUCUUCAAGGGCCCACAAAUAGUUACGGACAUUACAAUACUUAACGAUUAACGUAUUUCUGAACUAUAUUAACACACAGCACUCAUCACAAUCAUCAUAAAAUAAAGCAAUCCGCUAAUAUACACAGUCAAAUUAUACUCUUUUUAUCACCUCAAACAAGAAAAAAAUACUAGUUUACAACGUCCGUCUCACAUUGCUCUAAAAUGCGAACAUUUAUUGCCCAUGCACGACACGUAGCGAACGCCUCCCCCCUGCUGGUUAAAAACCGUAAGUACAACAGUCUAUUUGUGGACACAAAAUAUUAAAAUAACUAUUUUGAUAAUUGUUAUUUAAUUUAUUAUCAUUUAUAAAAGUUAUUAAAAAUAAUUCAGAGACUUAUUGUUCUUUAAAAGUGUUGAAAUUACAUAAGAUGUACAUAUUACUUGUACUUUUUAGUUUUAAACAUAUUGCAUGGCUCUCACAGAAUUACAUUUAAAAAUAUGUGGUGUUCAUGGCUCUCUCAGCCAAAAAGGUUCCCGACCCCUGAUGUAACACAUAAAAUCACUUGGACCCAAGCGCCAGCAGAGGGUGCUAAACACCAAAAAACAAGUAACAAGUGAACAUUUAACUGUACUGUCAUUUUGAUCUGUUAUGAGUGGGGCAUGUACGUUAAUUGCGUCAAAUAUUUUACCGUGAUUAAUUUAAAAAAUCUAAUUACUGCCCGUUAACGCGAUAAUUUUGACAGCCCUACUAAAAAAUAUACAACUUGGUCAAAAAACAAAAAUUUAAAAAGUGACAUUUUGUUUUAAAAAGGUGACUCUAAUCUUGCAGUGUAUUAGUUUUAUUUUGUUACUUUUUAAACCUGUGUCUGUGGUUUUCAUACUAUUCGGUAAUACUCCAGUCAGGGAUGGAGGCAAAAUGAAGCCCUAUAGGUUUCUUAACAGUAUGUGUUUCUAUUCCAUUUCAUUUGAUUUUGUUUCUUGUAUUCUUUUAAAGUUGAAAAGAAAGCGGGCAGGCUGGCAAUUUACAUUUGCAGAAAAAAAAAAACAGACUGAAGGAAGACGAAAUUGGUGUAAAUUAUAAUCCAGCAGGUGAGCCGUGCGUAUGUGUGCGUGUAUCUCGAGUGUUGUAUUAGAUUGUGAUCGUGCUAGCGUGUGACAUCAUGAUGGCCGGGAAGACUUUGUACUGUAUUUAAUGAUGAUGAUUGUUUCCUUUUCAACCACUGGUAUUGCUACUACUGUAAAAGCGUUUGCAAGCCGCUCAUAUGUUGUGUGUAUGUUAAUUUAAUAAUUUAUUGUGUGCCAGCUCCGUGUCUGAGGGUGUCUCUCUCUCUCUCUCCAGUCGCUGGUCGCUUUAUUAGGUACACCCAGCGGGACGUUAUACAUCAAUGGCAUAAGGCAGACAGAUACGGUAUUGAUGUAAAUUCCAUUUAAAAGCCCUAAAUUCAUCCAAAAUUUAAAUAAUAAUAAAUACUUGUAUUGUUUCGAAUUUAUUUUGUACGGAACACCCAAGUAGCUGAUGCAGGUGUGCCUAAUGAACUGUCCAGUGAGCGUUCAUGUCACAAUGGCGUGAAGCAAUAUGAGAGAAGAAGCCAAGUGGAGACUUUGGUAUUGGUGUAUCUUUCAAAUGUCAAAUGUGGAUGUAAAAUAAAUUGAGUCAAUGUUUUGC
Messenger RNA from Corythoichthys intestinalis (scribbled pipefish), 3993 nucleotides. RefSeq lists its product as uncharacterized. Gene Ontology annotation, molecular function: nucleic acid binding. The coding region runs from base 646 to 1623 and encodes 325 amino acids. The transcript is spliced from 2 exons. The record is from RefSeq and is a predicted model, not a curated record. NCBI's taxonomy places the organism in Eukaryota, Metazoa, Chordata, Actinopteri, Syngnathiformes, Syngnathidae. Gene Ontology annotation, biological process: DNA integration.